Molecule: messenger RNA, 255 nt
Organism: Rotaria sordida
Lineage: Eukaryota; Metazoa; Rotifera; Eurotatoria; Philodinida; Philodinidae
Source: the annotation of a GenBank genome assembly
AUGAAAACACCUUGUCUAACAUCAUCAACGACUGUUAUGACAACAAAAAAUGAAACAUUAAAUCUAUUUGAUUCAUAUCGUCGUUCGACAUCAGUAAUGAAAAUACUAACAACAGCUACAACAAUACCAGCAUAUAUUUUAACAACAACCACAUCAAUUUUCAUCGACUACUCUUGCCAUAAUGUAUCUGCUGUUGAAUUACUUAUUGUUAAUGAUAAAAUUAAACUUAUGGAAUUAAAUAAAAAACUUGAUUGA